This is a messenger RNA of Monoraphidium neglectum, 348 nucleotides long. RefSeq lists its product as hypothetical. The record is from RefSeq and is a predicted model, not a curated record. Bases 1 to 348 code for a protein of 115 amino acids. NCBI's taxonomy places the organism in Eukaryota, Viridiplantae, Chlorophyta, Chlorophyceae, Sphaeropleales, Selenastraceae. The transcript is spliced from 3 exons.
AUGCGCAGCCUGCAGUCGCUCAGCCUCGGGGCUCUGGCCGACCCCUCUGUGCCGCCGGCUGCUGUGCUUGUUCAGCAGCAGCAGCAGCAGCAGCAGCAGCAGCAGCAGCAGCAGCAGCAGCAGCAGCAGCAGCAGCAGCAGCAGCAGCAGCGCGCGGCGCAACGGCCUGACCCGCACAGCCCUCUGGCCGCCGCCCCCAUCCUUCAAAACCGGUUUUCGGGCAAAGUCCCCGCCACCUGGGCCAACCUGACGAGCCUAAUCGACCUCAGCAUCGACGAGGCGAUGACGCCGCUGCCCCAGGCGCUGGCGGACCAGCUGGACGCGAACGGGCGCCUUAACCUCGUGUGA